Messenger RNA from Entrophospora candida, 453 nucleotides. Lineage: Eukaryota; Fungi; Glomeromycota; Glomeromycetes; Entrophosporales; Entrophosporaceae. The record is from the annotation of a GenBank genome assembly.
AUGUUCGACCGUGAAUCAACUCCAGAGAAUAUUCCUAUAAAGCAAGUAGUGAAUGAAAAUACAAACGAGUUUGACUUAUCUUCUUCGGAGGAAGAAACACAAUUACCAGUAGCAUGGUAUAAAGACGAAAUAGACUUUAUAGUAUUUGUUACAAAACCACCGUUAGCACCUUUUCCUCGUGGCAAUCCACCAGAACGUUUAUGUCACCGUGUCUCUAAGAAAAUCAAGAAAGAACAACUUAAUUGGAGGCAUUCUAUAAGAGAAACAAAAAUAAUGUUAAGGAGAGAAUUGGAAAGGCUUUAUAGAAAAAAUAAUGCCUAUAAUAGAAAAUUUUCUCAGUUAAAAGAUUUAUUUGUAUCUUCAAGUCAAGAAACAAGAAUAACAUGGGAAAGUUCAACGACUCCUACCUAUAAACAUUUUGCUAAUUUUGAUAACAUUCAUUCAAUAGGUUGA